UUGCACAUACUAAUGCACACGUCAUAGCGGCUGUCGUGGCUGUAUGGACGUACAUGUACAUAUACAUAUAUAUCUGAACACACAACUGUCAUAUUCGACGUUUGAGUUAGAACCGCUCUGACCGUUUCACAGUUCACGGCACAGAAAAAGUUUGCCUUGAGUCCCGUCAACAAGAUGCUGGAGCUAGGGUGGCUCCAUUUCGGAAUAACACAGGCGCUGUGUCUGGCGCUCUUCACUGUGGUAUUGCUAUACUUCAUUUACGGCAGAGGGAAGAGAUAUAACCUACCGCCUGGUCCCACACCGUUGCCCAUUAUCGGAAAUGUCCUCUUGUUUGCAAGAUCGAAGAAAAAUGUACCAUUGGAGAUGACAGAUUUGGCCAAAACUUACGGACCAAUAUAUCACCUUAGGUUUGGGUUCAUGAGGACAGUAGUACUAAACAACUAUGAACUAGCGAAGGAAGCUCUGCUGACAAAACCGACAGAAUUUGCAGGCAGACCGAGGUCCUAUUCAAUGGAUAUUAUAACAGAGGGUGGAAAGGACAUUGCAUUAAGCGACUAUGGCCCCACAUGGAGAUUGCAAAGGAAAAUUGCCUCAAAAGCCCUAAGAAAGUACCUGUCUGGGUCGGAACUGGAGAAGAGGGUUCAUAAAGCCUUUGGGGAGGGAGCUAUCAACGCUCUGGCGGCAGAGAAGGGACUAUUUAAUCCGCGAGAACACAUCUCUUACGCGGUAGUCAGUUUCAUCAGUGCCUUCUGCUUUGGUGAAAGCCACGCAGACAAGGAUUCCCUUGCGGUUAAGAUGUUGAAGUUCUCAGACUUUUUCCUAGAGGUAUCAGCCAAUGGUCUCCCCGAAGACUUCCUGCCGGCUCUGAGACACCUUCGCCUAAAAAAGUCUCAGAUAUUUAGAGAUUACGUCAAGGGCGUCUUGGAUGAUUUAUACAAACUAUACAAAGAACAUGAAAUCAGUUUUGAUCCAGAGAACAUCCGUGAUUUUACGGACUGUCUAAUUGCGGCAGAGAGAGAGGCUCGUACAGAAGAGGCCCCGGCAGACCUGGCCCAGCUUAGCAAUACUCACUUCGUACAGACCUUAAGCGACAUAUUUGCCGCCGGUAUCGAUACCUCCCGAUUCACACUCUGCUGGGCGAUUAUUUAUCUGGUGGCCUUUCCAGAUGUACAAGAAAAGGCAUUCAAAGAAAUUGAAAAUGUUGUAGGAACAAGUCGUCUACCUGGGAUGGAUGACAGGAAAAGCCUCAGGUACACAGAGGCAGUAUUGUUCGAAUCCAUGAGGUUAAGACCAGUCACCCCGGUGGGUGUGCCACAUGCUGCCAUAAAGGAUGAACAGCUUGGAGGCUAUGACAUCCCAAAGGGCACCAUGGUGAUGAUCAACCAAUGGGCACUGCAUCAUGACCCAGAGUUCUGGAAAGAUCCGGAAGAGUUCCGUCCUGAGAGGUUCUUGGAGGCAGAUGGAACCCCGGCUCCCAAACCAGACAACUUCCUUCCCUUCUCCAUGGGCCGACGGGUGUGUUUAGGAGAGGUGGUGGCCAAACCCGAGCUAUUGCUAAUCUUGGCCAUCUUCAUUCAGAAGUUCAGGUUCCUGAAAGCCCCGGGGGAGAAGCUCUGUCUAGAUCCUGCAGGUGGAAUCGGUGGCUUUGUCCCACAUCCUUACAACGUCAUAGUGGAGUCUAGAAACUAACAACUGUCUUUGUUUACCUUUGAUUUUGUUCAUACAUUCCAAGGCUCUGACCAUGGAACAUUGUAGGUUUUACCUAGAAUAUAAGACCUCGCUUGUAUUUUCAUGCCAUUUAAUUUGUAUUUUUUGUAAAAUAUUCGGAGGUCAAUUUGCUGUACCUGAAAAUGGAAUAUGGUGGGAGAACACCGAGCACACCCCAGGGGAAACUGGCCACCAUCCACAGGUUGCUGAGAGACUUUCCAACAUACGGCCGGAGAUGGACAUUUAGAAUGCUUUGGUCAGUUAUUAUUGUUAAAGCAGUUUUGUGAUAAAUAUUUUUUAUGAUCACUGACUAAAUAUAGUUAGGACAAUAUCAAAGAUUUCUUAGUAGCCUUCAUCAGUUGUAAAUAUUUAAUCAACAAAAUCAACACAUGAUUUUUAUAUCAAUAUGGUAAGAAUUCGGUAAUCAAUUCCCCAAGAGGAGGCAAAGGGCAUGUACUUUUAUUCUAAAUACAUCACAGUGGGUGAAGUAAUUCUUGAAACAUAAGCAUUUAGCUUAUUAAAGAAAUUUUGUUCUUCACAAUGUACAUUAGCACAAAUAUCAUACUUUUUGUUACUUACAUAAGGGAAUAUCUACACACAUGAAACUAGACAACUUUUGUACAUAAAGUAAAUGAAUACUUUCUAUUCAUUUGAUUUUGUUUACUGUGUCAUGUUUUCACUGUUGCUGUAGGGAACUUCAAACAGUAUACCAAUAAUCUGUGAACAAGACCAAAAGUUAACAUCUAUUUACAUUCAGAUUUAUUGGGCUGGUGUUUAAUGAUUUUCCACUUAGAUGGAAGGUUAUGAGUGGUGGAAAUCGGCAUGGCAGGAAUAAACCAUAGCCCUCUGCCAGGUACCUGAGGAAUUUCCUGACUUAAUGCCACAUCUGAACAGCCAGAGCUGGAUUCAAACAGAUGACUUUAUUAGUCUGACUGACACAGCAAACCAGUAGUUUAACCCUCUGAGCUUGCAAAGGUCUCAUACAUUUACAUUCUGCUCAUAAAAUUAUGAGCAUUUAUGAUAUUAUUUAUUUUGUUUGAUUUAAUGCCACACUCUAGAACUUUUCACUCAUUCAGUGCUGGUUAGUUUUAUGGCUGGAAGAAUACUGUGUUCACUGGAAUACCACCGACCUUAGGCAAGUUAAUGAAAAACUUUCCCACAUGUGAUAUACAAAUGUGUAGAUGUAAGUGUGAAAGAGGGAAUCCAUAUACCAUCUCCCUUCCUGAGAUGUAUCUGAGUACACAGGUGUAGUCUUACUGACACCUCACUCACUGACACCUCACUUCCUGAAGGUGAUCUGAGCACACAGGUGUAAUUUGACUGACAUCUCCCUUCCUGAAGGGGAUCUGAGCACACAGGUGUAGUCUUACUGACACCUCACUCACUGACACCUCACUUCCUGAAGGUGAUCUGAGCACACAGGUGUAAUUUGACUGACAUCUCCCUUCCUGAAGGGGAUCUGAGCACACAGGUGUAGUCUCACUGACACCUCACUUCCUGAAGGUGAUCUGAGCACACAGGUGUAAUUUGACUGACAUCUCCUUUCCUGAAGGGGAUCUGAGCACACAGGUGUAGUCUUACUGACACCUCACUCUGUGAAGGUAAUCUGAGCACACAGAUGUAAUUUUGACAAUUCCCUUCCUGAAGGGGAUCUGAGCACACAUGUGUAGUCUGACUCACAUCUCCCUUCCUGAAGGUGAUCUGGGCACAAAGGUGUAGUCUGACUGACACCUGACUCCCUGAGCACACAGGUGUAGUCUGACUGGCAUCUCCUUCCCUGAAGAUGAUCUGAGCACACAGCUGCAGUCUGACUGACAUUUCCCUUCCUGAAGGUGAUCUGAGCACACAGGUGUAGUCUCACUGACACCUGACUCCCUGAGCACACAAGUGUAUGUCUGAUAUCUCCUUCCAUAAAGGUGAUCUGAGCACACAGGUGUAAUUUGACUGACAUCUCCCUUCCUGAAGGGGAUCUGAGCACACAGGUGUAGUCUCACUGACACCUCACUUCCUGAAGGUGAUCUGAGCACACAGGUGUAAUUUGACUAACAUCUCCCUUCCUGAAGGUAAUCUGAGCACACAGUUGUAGUCUG
This is a messenger RNA of Liolophura sinensis, 3797 nucleotides long. RefSeq names its product cytochrome P450 1A1-like. NCBI's taxonomy places the organism in Eukaryota, Metazoa, Mollusca, Polyplacophora, Chitonida, Chitonidae. The coding region runs from base 175 to 1689 and encodes 504 amino acids. The record is from RefSeq and is a predicted model, not a curated record. The transcript has 12 exons. Gene Ontology annotation, biological process: hormone biosynthetic process; progesterone metabolic process. Gene Ontology annotation, molecular function: iron ion binding; oxidoreductase activity, acting on paired donors, with incorporation or reduction of molecular oxygen, reduced flavin or flavoprotein as one donor, and incorporation of one atom of oxygen; steroid 17-alpha-monooxygenase activity.